Messenger RNA from Nilaparvata lugens (brown planthopper), 739 nucleotides. Its product is annotated as lysosomal acid glucosylceramidase-like. The record is from RefSeq and is a predicted model, not a curated record. The annotation marks the transcript as partial. The transcript is spliced from 5 exons. Gene Ontology annotation, molecular function: glucosylceramidase activity. Gene Ontology annotation, biological process: glucosylceramide catabolic process. NCBI's taxonomy places the organism in Eukaryota, Metazoa, Arthropoda, Insecta, Hemiptera, Delphacidae.
GGUACAUACGCACUGACGGUCGGUCGAACUCUGUAACCGGCCUUAAAGAGAUAUUUUCAGUGAAGAAUGCUAGUGAUUACGUUGAUGGAUUUGGAUUGCACUGGUAUCAUGAUGAGUGUAAACUAGCCACAGUUCUUACCAAAUUUCGCAAAAAAUAUCCAAAAAAAUUCCUGUUGAGUACUGAGGCUUGUGAAGGUUUCCAACCAUGGGCUGCUGGUGUACAACUAGGAUCUUGGCAGCGAGGCAUGAGCUAUAUGGAAAGCACUAUGGAGCACAUGAACCACGACGCGUCGGGCUGGAUCGAUUGGAACAUGGCACUGGACUUGAGCGGCGGUCCCAACUGGGUCAACAACGUGGUCGACUCGCCGGUCGUGGUGAAUGCGAGCGGAGACGAGUUCUACAAGCAGCCCAUGUUCUAUGCGCUGGGCCACUUCUCCAAGUUCAUCGGCAGUUGCGCCGUUCGCAUUGGCUGGCAAAUGAUGGGCGGAGCCAAGUGUUCUGACGUCACUGCUACCGCUGUCCAAAAUAAGGACGGCAGUGUGGUGGUGGUUUUGCAUAAUAGCGCCGAUUGUGGCAAAAUGUUGAAUAUUGAAGAUCCAUUAAAGGGUGUAGCUAAGAUCACCCUGAAACCCAAGUCUUUCACCACGAUGAUGUAUUGGUACUACUAAAAUUAUUAAUAUUUUAUGGUACUUAUUUGAAUAGAAUAGUAAUUAACAAAUAAAUGAAUAUAUUCCAUCAA